Effrenium voratum is the source of this 1344-nucleotide messenger RNA. The record is from the annotation of a GenBank genome assembly. NCBI's taxonomy places the organism in Eukaryota, Dinophyceae, Suessiales, Symbiodiniaceae.
GACAAGAGCAAGAGCGCAAAGUUUUCAUCACUUCAUGUGCGUCCAAGGUUAGACAUGAGACGCUGAGUGAGGCACAAUGGCAGGACCUGAAAUACAUGGCGAGGAGUCAGAUGGCACACACGGCAAUUUUCUGGACACGGGUUCCGCAGCGAGGCGCCUGCUGCCAGAUAGACCGCUGGAUCUGGGCCAGCCCGGCUUUUUGGGCUUGCAUAAAGAAUGGAUUAUACUGUUCCAAUGUGUGAUCUUCCUGCUGCUUCUAGACUUUUUUGUGCUCCGGAAAGUGAAGUCCAGCAUCCGCAAUCACGUGGCUUUGACAGUAUUUUGGCUUUGUGUCGGCAUGCUCUACAACGUGCACAUUUGGCACCUCUACGGGCCAGAUCAGGCCAUCUACUGGUUCAGCGGCUUUGCCUUGGAGUGGAUGCUCUCGAUGGACAAUUUGGUGGUCUUUAGCCUCAUCAUGACGACAUAUAGAGUGCCGGCAUGCCUCACACGGAAGGCCUUGUUCGUGGGCAUCGUCGGAUGCGUUGUAAUGCGUCUUGGCUUCUUCCUUAUCCUGGAAGAUAUUCUGAAGCAUGAGAAGAUUCUGCAGAUCUGCAUGGGCAUCGUGCUCAUGUGCAGUGGCGGCCAAGCGAUGUUCGAGGAUGACGAAGGUGAUGUGGUGGACACCUAUGUGGUGCGAGCUACCAAGGCAUGCUUGGGCAGUAGACUGGAGGAGAGCUACGACACGGACACCCACAGGUUAUUCGUAUACCGGGACCGGAAGUACAAAGCCACCCUGCUGGUUUUUGUCAUCCUCCUCCUAGAGUUCACAGAUCUCAUGUUUGCUUUGGACAGUGUGAGCGCAAAGAUCGCUGCGGUGCCCAAUCAGUUCAUCGCCUACAGCUCGACGGUCAUGGCGGUCUUUUCGCUGCGGGCCGCUUUCUUCAUCGUCCACGACUUGGUGCAGUCAGUGGAGGUUCUGAAGUAUGGGGUGGCCUUUAUUGUGGCUUACAUCGGCGUCCAGUUGAUACUUUCAACCUUCCGCUAUGUGCCGGAAUGGAGCACGUGCGCAGUCUCUGGCUUUGUACUGCUGGCAUGCCUAUUCGCCUGGUGCUGUCAACGGAAGACCAACAACGCCAAAGCAGGAGCAGAGAGGCAUGCUGAUUGAGACUGGAGUUCUGAGCGGCCCGUUGCAAGGGUGCUUGCUGAGUCGCUGAAGCAAGAAGCGUUCAGCAUCUCUCUUGUCUGUGUGCUGAAGCCCUUUGCCGUCCUCUGAAUUGACAACUUCAGAGUGUGAACUCUGUGGCGCGUUAUGUUUGACGCUCGGAUGCGAUGCUGCAUGAGAUUGACAACGUUGACCUAUAC